Molecule: messenger RNA, 969 nt
Organism: Scomber japonicus (chub mackerel)
Lineage: Eukaryota; Metazoa; Chordata; Actinopteri; Scombriformes; Scombridae
Product: corticotropin-releasing factor-binding protein-like
Exons: 7
Coding region: 1-969 (322 amino acids)
Biological process (GO): negative regulation of corticotropin-releasing hormone receptor activity; hormone-mediated signaling pathway; negative regulation of corticotropin secretion
Molecular function (GO): corticotropin-releasing hormone binding
Source: RefSeq, a predicted model, not a curated record
AUGUCGGUGGCUCCGCGCGCACAACUGUUCCUCUUUCUCAUCUCCCUCUCAUCCCGGAUGGGGCUCAGUCGUUAUAUUGAGGACAACGAAGCUUCAAACGGAUUAUAUUCUCUACUUAGUUUGGACCAGAAAAGAGAAUCAGAGGAUUUUAUUCUCCGCCGACCUCUCAGAUGUCUGGACAUGCUGGCCACUGAGGGCUACUUCACCUUUGUGGCAUCUCGGCCACAGCUAGCCUGUGCUACUUUCAUCAUCGCUGAGCCUAAUGAGGUCAUCAGUCUGGAACUGUCUGACGUCACUAUCGACUGCAGUGCUGGAGACUUCAUCAAGAUGUUUGACGGCUGGGUUCUGAAGGGAGAGAAGUUCCCCAGCGCUCAGGACCACCUGCUCCCUCUGCACGAGCGCUACACAGACUACUGCUCCUCCACAGCAACAGGAGCCACAAGCCGCUCCUCUCAGAACGUCGCCAUGAUCUUCUUCCAUAUUCACAGCCCUGACAGUGGCUUCACACUCGCUGUCAGAAAACUACACAACCCUUUCCCCUGCAACAUCAUGUCCCAGAGUCCAGAGGGCAGCUUCACCAUGGUGAUGCCACAUGCACGAAGGAACUGCAGCUUCUCUAUCAUCUACCCUGUGGAGAUUCAACUGACAGACCUCAGCCUGGGGCAGGCCAAAAGCAAUGAGCUCAGCCAACAGAGGCAGUUAUGGUCGGGCUGUUCGGGUUCAGGUGAUUAUGUGGAGCUGCUGGGAGGGAACGGGGUGGACACGUCUAAGAUGUUCCCUGUAGCUGAUCUCUGUUUCUCUCUCAGUGGGCUUGCCCAGAUGAAGAUUGGUUGUGAUAAUUCGGUGGUGAGGCUGGUUUCCAGUGGGAACUACAUCAACCGUGUUUCCUUCCAGUACCGACUACUGGAAGGCAACGAGCUCCCCAAGACCCGAGAGAACAGUCUGGAUAACUUCUGCACUGUGGAAUAA